AUGGGUGCAUGUUUCUCUUCUCGGCGCUUCGAGGUCACGGAUGCAGAUAGAGCUUUGCAUAGGAAAGCUGAGAAGGAGCUCAAGCAGGCAAAGGCAAAAAUGGCGAUGCAAGUCAAGGUUUUGCUUUUGGGUUCUGGAGAUUCUGGGAAAUCAACCGUGCUGAAGCAAAUGCGUCUUAUCCAUAAAAUACCGUUUUCGCCUCAGGAAAUUGAGUCGUACCGCCAGCUCACGUUCGACAACCUUACCUCCGGCUUGAAGUGCACCCUCGAUGCGAUGGAGUACAUGGAUCUCAAGGUUUCCGAGGACAACAUUGGAUAUGUGGAUCUCAUUGACAGUGCGCGGUAUUUGAAGGACGGAGAGCCGUUCCCAAUCGAAUACCACGAGCCUCUCAAGGCUCUGUGGGCUGAUGCUGGCGUUCACAAGGCAUGGCAGAGAGGGAACGAAGCUGCCUUGCCCGAAAACUUGGAGUAUUUCUUCUCGGAUCUGGAUCGCCUGUUCGAUCCACAUUAUCAGCCGACGGAGCAAGACAUUAUACAAUGCCGCGUUCGGACAAUCGGAAUCAAGGAAACCGUCUUUUCUCUUCGGGAACACGAGCUCACUAUGGUCGACGUCGGCGGACAGAAAUCCGAACGGCGGAAAUGGAUACAUUGUUUUCAGGAUGUGACGAGCAUCUUGUUCCUUGUCAGCCUGAGUGGGUACGAUCAGUGUUUGGUUGAGGAUAAGGAUGCCAACCAAAUGCAAGAUGCCAUGACGAUAUGGGACUCGAUAUGCCACUCGCAGUGGUUCAAGUACACUUCGAUUAUCCUGUUCUUGAACAAGAAUGACCUCUUCGAAAAGAAGGUACCUCAUUCUGAUAUCAAAAACUUCUUCCCAGAUUUCGAUGGCGAUGCUGGUGAUGUCCGUGCAGGUCGCGAUUAUUUCAAGCGUCGCUUUUCGAAACUGGCUACUAAGGCUGGCAGGUAUAAGGAGAGGGAGAUUUAUAUACACAUAACGACGGCGACUGAUACCGCUAUGCUUCGUGUCGUAAUGGCCGCCGUGGAAGGUACGUUGUAG
Molecule: messenger RNA, 1053 nt
Organism: Guyanagaster necrorhizus
Lineage: Eukaryota; Fungi; Basidiomycota; Agaricomycetes; Agaricales; Physalacriaceae
Product: heterotrimeric G-protein alpha subunit, GPA2-like protein
Exons: 9
Coding region: 1-1053 (350 amino acids)
Biological process (GO): G protein-coupled receptor signaling pathway
Cellular component (GO): cytoplasm; heterotrimeric G-protein complex
Molecular function (GO): guanyl nucleotide binding; G-protein beta/gamma-subunit complex binding; G protein-coupled receptor binding
Source: RefSeq, a predicted model, not a curated record